Ailuropoda melanoleuca (giant panda) is the source of this 3144-nucleotide messenger RNA. It is a transcript of the gene ARL9, whose product is annotated as ARF like GTPase 9. The record is from RefSeq and is a predicted model, not a curated record. Gene Ontology annotation, molecular function: GTP binding; GTPase activity. The transcript has 4 exons. Bases 923 to 1711 code for a protein of 262 amino acids. Lineage: Eukaryota; Metazoa; Chordata; Mammalia; Carnivora; Ursidae.
AAAGAAAAUAAUAAAAAAGAACCGUCCAUAUACUUUUCAACCAACUUAAGAAAUAUUAACACCACCUUUGAAAGGUCCCGUGGGUACCUGUUUGGCUGCAUAUGGGAUCAUUGGGGGUGACUAUUUUGUUCAGUUGUAGUUUUAAUACCCAUCAUUACUACUAUCUAUGUCCUAGUGGACUACUAAUUUAAUCUCCAGGUAAUUCCGUUUAAGCGACAUGUAAAAAUAAGGGAACCGUUCAUGUUUCUCUUAAGCAUCUUGAAUAGCGGCCGCUAGACACUGCUAGUGGAGUUAAGACGGGACGGAGGGUGGGAAGAUACCCGACUUCACUUUUCAGGCUUGUGAUUACUGGCUGGGAGAGGCGGGGAAACCUCUGGGAUGCUCUGGACGCCGGCGGCUUCCGAAGCGUUCUUCCGAUGGGAGACACGUGGGCCGGGCGGCUCUAGGAUAAUGUGGGAGAGGUGACACUCUAGGAACUGGGCCGGCUUGGAAGGCCUUUCAGAGACUGCGCCCCACACGAGGGUAUCGGGGCCAUACAGCGACCUCCGGAGGACGUGUCGCCUGGGGCAUUUUUCCUACCCGGAAGAUCAGUCCCGCGGGUCUCUUCCCAGCUCCCGUGGCUGGGCCUCCCCCACCUCCCUGGGUCAACGCUUCCUCUAGCUCCUCCGCAAUCUCCCCUCCCCCGCCCCGCGUUCAGCGAAUCCGCGGCGCCGCAGACCCCUGCUAGCGGGCGUCAGAUGCCCGGCGGCAGCCAGGGCGCCCUGAGACUGGCCUUGGCCGAGCAGUGACCGCAGGCGUUGUCUACGCCGCGUGGACCUACGUCUCCACCCUGCGUCCGCCACGGGGGCCACACCUACCGGGACCCAGGGCCUAGGCUCCAGCGCGCGGGCGCGCGGAAAGAGGGAAGAUUAGGGCGGUGGGGAUGGAGAAGGGGAAGGUGGUGAAGAAGGGGAAGGAGCCGGAGAAAGAGAAAAUUCGGGAAAAAGGAAAGGAGGAGAAAGAGAAAAAGGAGGUGGAGAAGGAGAAAAUUAAAGGAAAAGAAAAGAAGGGGAAAGGAAAGGAGGAGAAAAGUAACUGUAGAGAGGAAAAGAGGAAAGAGCGGGAGACCCAGAAAGAGAAGGAACAACUUAAGGGAAAAGAAGAGAAAGAGAAGGACAGCAGCGCCUUGACAAAGCCCCCGCUGGAGCCGCCGGAGAAAAAUAAGCAGAUCCUUGUGUUGGGCCUGGAUGGAGCAGGAAAGACCAGUGUUCUGCACUCUCUAGCUUUAAACAGAGUCCAGCACAGUGUGGCACCCACCCAAGGCUUCAAUGCAGUAUGCGUCAACACUGAAGAUCACCAGAUGGAGUUUCUGGAGAUUGGUGGCAGUGAACCUUUCCGUUCCUAUUGGGAAAUGUACCUGUCCAGAGGAUUGCUGCUGAUCUUUGUGGUGGAUUCAGCAGAUCACAACAGAUUACCUGAAGCCAAGAAACACCUUCAUCAAUUAAUUGGAACAAACCCAAUCCUUCCUCUGGUUGUGUUUGCAAACAAACAGGAUCUUGAAGCAGCCUAUCGUAUUACAGAUAUCCAUGAAGCUUUGGCAUUGUCUGAGGUGGGAAAUGACAGGAAGAUGUUCUUGUUUGGAACCCAAGUGACUGAGAACGGCUCAGAAAUACCCUCCGUCAUGCAAGAUGCCAAAGACUUGAUUGCACACCUGGCUGCAGAUAUGCAGUGAUCACGCCCAGGCCCACUGUGCAGCUCUCAAUCUAAAUGUCACCAGGGAAGGUUGAGUGACAGGUUUGAAGCCAAACAUUUCCACUGUCAAAUAAAAAAUAAACCAUUUCCUAUUUUCUUAAUGCAUGACAUAUAUACAAAGAUAAUGUUAAUUGAUUAAGAGCCUCUCUACAUUUAGAUUUUGAGCUUUGAAAAUAUUGGUAAAAUAAUAUGUCUGGGGGGAUUUGGAUUUUCAUCAACAAAAUUAAAGUGAAGAUUAGUAAGCAUUCAAACCAUUUGCAGUUUUUCGGUGACCAGAGAUUUAAAUUAAAAUAUUUUAAUAAACGACCUCUUUUCAAGUAAAAAUCUAGGUGUCUUUCCUUAAGUAGAUUCGCAUAACGCUGAAAGGAAAGAAAUAUCAGGAUAAGGCAAGGAGAAAAGUAAGCACUACCAGACAUACAUAGAAAUAUAAAGUAACAGCAUUUAGAAAGAUUUAGGAAAGACUUCUCUUUUAGGGGCUGAUAUACUAGAAUAGGAACGCUGAGGAUUUGAUUUUUAAAUACUUGACAUUUUGCUUUUAUACAUAGAUAAGGUUUCUUCGCCAGAAAUAUUUUACGAUAAUUCUGUUUACCUACAAACAUGAUAAAAAUCCAACUUUUAACCUUAGUGUCUUGUCUUGAUUUUAAAAACAAACAAAAGGACUUCAGUUUCUAGUCAGUAUGUAAGAAGCUCGGAAGCUGCCACUCCAUUCUAACAAGUGAAAAGCUAAACAGACUGAAAAAUCAACAGCUCUUCUAGGAUCCAUAAAAGGCGAGGACACAAGGCAAACUGCUGCCCCCAAGACUGAAGAAACCAAGAAGAGAAAAUUUACUGGAGCAGAGCUUCAUGAAUGGAAACAACUGUGGGAACCAGUGCCAAGGGAGGAAAACCAGAACUGUAAUUGACGAACUGCUGGAGGCUCAGACGGAUGACUAUGAGUAAAAACUCCAGGUGAUCCAGACACAGUGGGGUCCCUACAAUUUUGUGAGACUUCUUUAGGAGCUUGAUGAGAUUCCCACAGCAAAUAUUAGAGAAAAAUCCCUUGGUGCUUCCAGAGGAGGGAAAAAGGAAUCAAUUUGAAAUAUGCCAAGUAUACCAAAGCACUGUGUUUUUAUUAACAAGGCCUGCCUUCAGGGGAAACUAGUUAACCAGAACCUAACUUGCUGGGGUACUAACAGAGCCUAACCUGGGGAAGAGAAAUGCCCAACUCCAGCCCAUUCGAGCCAUCUUGUCCCACAUAAGCAAAGAAGAAAACAAAGACACACAUGUGAAGUUCACUGUCCAGAGGCACAGGCUCACUAAAAGACUAAGAUUAAUCGUAGGAGUAUAGAACACUUCCCCCUCCCACACCCCACCACCACCUUACUAAAGGUCUGUUUGUAGCAGUUUCUUUUACUUAGUACAUCAUGCUUGGCU